Molecule: messenger RNA, 864 nt
Organism: Aspergillus glaucus CBS 516.65
Lineage: Eukaryota; Fungi; Ascomycota; Eurotiomycetes; Eurotiales; Aspergillaceae
Gene: horA
Product: ubiquinone biosynthesis protein COQ11
Exons: 4
Coding region: 1-864 (287 amino acids)
Cellular component (GO): mitochondrion
Molecular function (GO): protein-containing complex binding
Source: RefSeq, a predicted model, not a curated record
AUGGCUUCCAAAAGAGUGGUGGUUGCUGGUGGUAAUGGAUUCUUAGGGUCACGAAUCUGCAAAGCUGCCGUGGCUAGAGGGUGGUCGGUGAUGUCUCUGAGCCGAUCCGGAGAACCACGAUGGGAUACCGUUACAAGCUCCCCAGAGCGACCUAGCUGGGCCAGCUCUGUUGAAUGGACCAGGGCAGAUCUACUGAAACCGGAAUCAUAUAAGCCCUAUCUGCAGGGGGCGAAUGCUGUUGUUCACAGCAUGGGGAUCCUUCUUGAGGCAGACUACAAGGGCGUCGUGCAAGGACGAGAGCCUAUUAUCAGUGGCCUACAGAGAGCGUUCAGUUCCUCCAAACUAGGGAGCCAGAAUCCGCUUCAGAGAAAGGAAGGAGAGGCAUUAGAGCCAAAGGAGGGUGAUCGACAGUUGACUUAUGAACUGAUGAAUAGAGAUUCUGCCAUUGCUCUAGCACAGGAAUCAUCAGGCGAGCAUGUUCCGACGUUCGUAUUCAUCUCUGCAGCCGGUGGAGCACCAAUCCUUCCAAGCAGAUAUAUCACGACCAAACGAGACGCCGAAGCAACCAUAUCAUCGAAGCUCCCAGACCUGCGGAGUAUCUUUAUGCGCCCUGCGUUCAUGUAUGAUUCGAGCAGAAAGUUCACAUUGCCGAUAGCGUUGGGUGGAUUUCUUGGUACUGAGGCCAAUGCUUUCUUGGGUAACAGACUUCAAUUCCUUGGAUCGAUGGUUGACAAGCCGCUGCAAGUGGACGUUGUUGGUGAGGCCGUAGUCGAGGCGAUGGACGAUGAAUCAACACGCGGUGCAGUUGGGACGAAGCAAAUCGAAACACUGGCGACCAAGGCCUGGAGGAAAAGCAUGGUCUGA